AUGAUACCAGAAGCCCCACCCCAAGCGGCAUACAUGAUCCCUCGACCUGGACCCGAAGGUCAUGUUGUUGAGGCGGAAAGAAUUUUGCAAGGUUGCUAUAAACUUUGUCCCAAAUUAGCUGGACCGGAUGGUCAAUCGUGGAAAGACAUUGAGGUCGUAGCGCAUAAUGUUGGAUUAAGACCGGCUAGGGAAGGUGGAGCACGACUAGAAUUAGAAAAGAGGCAGAUAGGCAAAGUAGGUUCAACACAACUUGCUCCUGGAAACAUACGAAAUUCAUUAGGAAGAAAGGUCGCGGUGUUACACACAUAUGGUAUGGGCGGAGCUGGAUUCCAAAAUUCGUUGGGUGUAGCAGAAAAAGCGGCAGAUCUUGCUGUUUCCUAUCUAACGCACAACAAUCCAAACAGGGCGAAGCUGUGA
Molecule: messenger RNA, 417 nt
Organism: Kwoniella botswanensis
Lineage: Eukaryota; Fungi; Basidiomycota; Tremellomycetes; Tremellales; Cryptococcaceae
Exons: 3
Coding region: 1-417 (138 amino acids)
Biological process (GO): D-amino acid catabolic process
Cellular component (GO): cytoplasm
Molecular function (GO): D-amino-acid oxidase activity; FAD binding
Source: RefSeq, a predicted model, not a curated record